AUUGACUCCGGACUGUUAUCGCAAGCCAUUGAAGGUCUCGUCUCUUUACCCAGCCUGCCAAUAUUUCCAAAACAACGACAGAUAAUUCACGUUUUAGUUUAUCCAGAUCCGAAGGAUUAUGAACUCCCCACGAGCGGCAAUGCGCAUUCUGCGACGGGUUGGCGCGCCCGCGACACGCCGAUGCUUCUCCCAGUUCACCGGCUCCGGUUCGGGGGCACCUUUGAGGCCCAUGGGCAACAUCCCCAUGCCGUACAUUACAGAGGUCACAGCUGGAGGAUGGCGAACAUCCGACAUCUUCUCGAAACUACUACAAGAACGCAUAGUAUGCCUUAAUGGCGCGAUCGACGACACCACCUCAGCCGCGAUAGUUGCCCAGCUCCUCUGGCUCGAAUCCGAUAACCCUGACAAGCCCAUCACCAUGUACAUCAACUCUCCUGGCGGCGAAGUGAGCUCCGGUCUAGCCAUCUACGAUACCAUGACCUACAUCAAGUCGCCAGUCUCAACCGUCUGCGUUGGCGCCGCCGCCUCCAUGGCCGCCGUCCUCCUCAUCGGCGGCGAGCCCGGGAAGCGGUACGUGCUGCCUCACAGCACGGUCAUGGUGCACCAACCGCUUGGCGGCACACGCGGCCAGGCAUCCGAUAUCCUCAUCUACGCGAACCAGAUCCAGAGGAUAAGAGAGCAGAUCAACAAGAUUGUGCAGUCGCACGUCAACAAGGCGUUUGGCUACGAGAAAUACGACCUCGCGGCCAUCAGCGAUAUGAUGGAGAGAGACAAGUACCUGACGGCGGAGGAGGCGGUGGAAUUGGGCGUUGUGGACCAAAUUCUCGACAGGAGGGUGAAGGAUGAGGCGGAGAAGAAGGCGAGGGAUGGUGAGACGCCGGCGCCUCAGCCGUGAGCGCGAGUUCCCUAUCGCGAUACGUAUUCAUGGCGGACGCUACAUAUGUGAUGCGCCUUGCCUAUCAGAGCAGUACUGAACAAGAUUGGCAACGGCCCGGAUGUCAUAUCAGUGUCUACGGUCGAAUACCGGCCGAAGAAUGAUGGAGCGAAAUGGUGCAUGUGCAGAGGCAUGGCAUUUCCGGGGGUAUUAAGUACCUAGCCCAAUCUUCCGGUCAGUGCCGAUGACGGAAGCUUGACAUUUAAGAAUGUGGGGCCUGAGCCUCAUAGCGCAUGUGGUGGGACCUGUCUGAGUAAGAAAGUGGACGGUAAGCCAGAUCCAACAUGAUGGUUUACUCAC
Molecule: messenger RNA, 1234 nt
Organism: Neurospora crassa OR74A
Lineage: Eukaryota; Fungi; Ascomycota; Sordariomycetes; Sordariales; Sordariaceae
Product: ATP-dependent Clp protease proteolytic subunit 1
Exons: 4
Coding region: 119-895 (258 amino acids)
Biological process (GO): protein quality control for misfolded or incompletely synthesized proteins
Cellular component (GO): endopeptidase Clp complex
Molecular function (GO): ATPase binding; serine-type endopeptidase activity; ATP-dependent peptidase activity
Source: RefSeq, a predicted model, not a curated record